UUUUUCCUUUUCGCUCAUCGAUGUGGCGCGAUUACUGAUCUCUGUAGUUGGUGUGACUCCGUGACUGAACCCCGUUCAGCUUUGUUCGAAUUCUGGAUGCGCGCGGAGCGAGAGAAAGAGAGAGAGGGAUCAAGCGUAGGUGGCGUAAGUUGGAUGCGAGUUGCGCGCUGUGCUUAAGGCGUGACAAUGGCCGCGUCUACAAAUUUGGCGGUAUCGUCUGCAUUGUCAUCCUUGUGCAAUGGAGCUGGUUAUGGGCGACAGAGAACCUCCGGUGGCAUUUUUACAUGCUCAACUUCAGACGCCUUUAUCAAAUGCGGAGGAGAGAAUCCGCAGCAGAUAACUGGUAGUAGAUUGAACUCUCCAUGGCAGAGGGUGUUUCCCAGAAGGCUUUCAGUAACCAUGGCCCUUGACGCUGGCAAAGAAGUCAGUGCAGGAAGUGGAGUUGAUACUGAACAGUGGUCAAUCCCCCAGACUAUUGAAGAAGCCAUUGAGCAGGCUAGUGGUGCAGUGCAAAGGGCAUUAGCAAGUGGGAAGAAGAGGCAACAGCUACAGCUCUUGCUCCCUGUGGAUCAACGCCAGUUCAACUACCUCGACACUGAGCCCAGGGAUUAUCCAUGCGGAAUUGGAGCAGAGUACUUAGCAUGCGUUAAAAUGGUGGGGAAAAUCUUCCAGACCAUCUCUCCAUCGGCUGACAAAGUUGAGACGCGGCGCAUAGGGGAAGUUGACAAUGAAAUGGAUCCUGUUGGCCUUGUAUAUCCCGCUGACAAAAGUAUCGCUGCAGUUGUGUUUCCUAUCGCAGAGUCCCUGAAGCAGGGCAGAUCCGGUCACUGGCGAGCAGUGAUGAAAAUCGCCCACUGCUUUUGAUAAAUCCGCAAUGGCGAAAUUCUGGGCAAGUGGUAUCCGAUUUCGGCUUCGGUCCAUGGAGAAG
This is a messenger RNA of Physcomitrium patens, 928 nucleotides long. Lineage: Eukaryota; Viridiplantae; Streptophyta; Bryopsida; Funariales; Funariaceae. The record is from RefSeq and is a predicted model, not a curated record.